CAGAUGAGACCGCUCCUGACCCGGGGUCCCGAUGAAGAAGCUGUUGUGGAUCUUGGCAAAACCAGCUCAACUGUGAACACCAAGUUUGAAAAGGAAGAACUAGAGAGCCAUCGAGCUGUAUACAUCGGUGUUCACGUCCCGUUUAGUAAAGAGAGUCGCCGGCGUCACAGGCAUCGCGGACACAAGCAUCACCACCGGAGGAGGAAAGACAAGGACUCGGACAGAGAGGAUGGACGGGAGUCUCCUUCUUAUGACACGCCAUCCCAGAGAGUCCAGUUCAUCCUCGGCACCGAGGACGACGAUGAAGACCACAUCCCCCACGACCUCUUCACAGAGAUGGACGAGCUCUGCUACAGAGACGGAGAGGAGUAUGAAUGGAAGGAAACUGCCAGAUGGCUGAAAUUUGAAGAGGAUGUUGAAGAUGGUGGUGACCGGUGGAGUAAACCUUAUGUGGCAACUCUUUCUUUACAUAGUCUUUUUGAGCUGAGAAGUUGCAUCUUAAAUGGAACAGUCAUGCUGGAUAUGAGAGCAAGCACUCUCGACGAAAUAGCAGAUAUGGUACUGGACAACAUGAUCGCCUCUGGCCAGUUGGACGAAUCCAUCAGAGAGAAUGUCAGAGAAGCCCUUCUAAAGAGGCACCACCAUCAGAAUGAGAAGAGGUUCACCAGCCGGAUCCCCCUAGUUCGAUCUUUUGCAGACAUAGGCAAGAAACAUUCUGAUCCUCACUUGCUUGAAAGGAACGGGGAAGGCCUCUCAGCCUCCCGCCACUCUUUGCGAACAGGUCUGUCUGCCUCAAACCUUUCCUUGAGAGGAGAGUCGCCUCUAUCUCUUCUUGUCAGUCAUCUUCUUCCUUCUUCGAGAGCCGGGACCCCUGCGGGCUCGAGGUGCACAAGCCCCGCGCCCACCCCUCAGAGCAGCCCUCCUUCCAGCCCUGGCCUCAGCCGCCUCCACGCCAGCCCUUCCCGGCAGAGGCAGCCGCAGGCCCCAGAGCUCCUGGUGCCGCCUGCCAGUGCCGGCGUCCCCACGGUAGUAAUCCAUCCGCCCGAGGAAGACUUAGAAGCGCUCCAAGGCCAGGAGCAGAAGAACGAGGAGAAUGUUGGCGUCACUGCAGGUAUUUUGGCCUCUCCACAGUCUGCACCUGGAAACUUGGACAAUAGUAAAAGUGGAGAAAUUAAAGGUAAUGGAAGUGGAGGAAGCAGAGAAAAUAGUACUGUUGACUUCAGCAAGGUUGAUAUGAAUUUCAUGAGAAAAAUUCCUUCAGGAGCUGAGGCGUCCAAUGUUCUGGUGGGAGAGGUGGAUUUUUUAGAAAGACCUAUAAUUGCGUUUGUGAGACUGGCUCCUGCUGUUCUUCUCUCUGGGCUAACCGAGGUCCCCGUCCCUACAAGGUUUUUGUUUCUGUUAUUGGGGCCUGCAGGCAAGGCGUCGCAGUAUCACGAAAUUGGAAGAUCAAUAGCCACCCUCAUGACAGAUGAGAUUUUUCAUGAUGUAGCUUAUAAAGCAAAAGACAGAAAUGACCUCUUAUCGGGAAUUGAUGAAUUUUUAGAUCAAGUGACCGUCCUGCCUCCAGGAGAGUGGGACCCUUCCAUACGCAUAGAGCCCCCAAAGAGUGUUCCCUCUCAGGAAAAGAGAAAGAUUCCUGUAUUUUCCAAUGGAUCUGCCCCCAGCUCGGGCGAUGCCCCAAAGGAGGCAGCGCACCACGAGGGGCCCGAGCUCCAGAGGACUGGACGGCUUUUUGGUGGUUUGAUACUUGACAUCAAAAGGAAAGCACCUUUUUUCUUGAGUGACUUCAAGGAUGCAUUAAGUCUGCAGUGCCUGGCCUCGAUUCUUUUCCUAUACUGUGCCUGUAUGUCUCCUGUAAUCACUUUUGGAGGGCUGCUUGGAGAAGCUACAGAAGGCAGAAUAAGUGCAAUAGAGUCUCUUUUUGGAGCAUCAUUAACUGGGAUUGCCUACUCGUUGUUUGCUGGGCAACCUCUCACAAUAUUGGGGAGCACAGGUCCAGUUUUAGUGUUUGAAAAAAUUUUAUUUAAAUUCUGCAGAGAUUACCAGCUUUCCUAUCUGUCUCUGAGAACCAGUAUUGGUCUGUGGACUUCUUUCCUGUGCAUUGUUUUGGUUGCAACAGAUGCAAGCAGCCUUGUGUGUUACAUCACGCGGUUCACCGAAGAGGCUUUUGCAGCUCUCAUCUGCAUCAUAUUCAUCUACGAGGCUUUGGAGAAGCUCUUCCAUUUAGGAGAAACAUAUGCCUUUAAUAUGCACAACAAUUUAGAGGAACUGACCAGCUACUCAUGUGUGUGUGUUGAGCCUUCUAACCCUGGCAAUGAAACGCUGAAGACGUGGGAGGAAAAGAAUGUGACAGCCCGUGACAUUCCCUGGGGGAACCUCACUGUGUCUGAGUGUAAAGUCUACCAUGGUACAUUUGUAGGAUCAGCAUGCGGUCUCCAUGGACCUUAUAUUCCAGACGUGCUCUUUUGGUCUGUCAUCUUAUUUUUCACAACGUUUUUUCUGUCUUCAUUCCUCAAGCAAUUUAAGACCAAGCGCUAUUUUCCUACCAAGGUGCGAUCGACAAUCAGUGACUUUGCUGUGUUUCUCACCAUAGUAAUAAUGGUUGUAAUUGACUACCUUGUAGGAGUUCCCUCUCCUAAACUUCAUGUUCCUGAAAAAUUCGAGCCUACUGAUAAAAAUAGGGGCUGGAUCAUAAGCCCACUGGGAGAGAACCCUUGGUGGACCUUACUAAUAGCUGCCAUUCCGGCUCUGCUCUGCACCAUUCUCAUCUUCAUGGAUCAGCAGAUUACAGCGGUGAUCAUCAACAGAAAGGAGCACAAGUUGAAGAAAGGAGCCGGCUACCACCUGGACCUGCUCGUGGUCGGUGUCAUGCUGGGGGUGUGCUCUGUCAUGGGCCUUCCGUGGUUUGUGGCUGCAACAGUGUUGUCAAUAAGUCAUGUCAACAGCCUGAAAGUGGAAUCUGAAUGCUCUGCUCCUGGGGAGCAACCCAAGUUUUUGGGCAUUCGUGAACAGCGGGUGACAGGGCUAAUGAUUUUUAUUCUAAUGGGCCUGUCUGUGUUCAUGACUUCAGUACUAAAGUUCAUUCCAAUGCCUGUUCUAUAUGGUGUUUUCCUUUAUAUGGGAGUUUCCUCAUUAAAAGGAAUCCAGCUCUUUGACCGCAUCAAGCUGCUCGGCAUGCCGGCCAAGCACCAGCCCGGCCUGAUCUACCUGCGCCACGUGCCCCUCUGGAAGGUGCACGCCUUCACCGCCGUCCAGCUCACCUGCCUGGUCCUGCUGUGGGUGAUAAAAGCCUCCGCGGCUGCAGUCGUGUUCCCCAUGAUGGUUCUUGCAUUAGUCUUUGUUCGCAAGCUCAUGGAUCUGUGUUUCACAAAGAGAGAGCUUAGUUGGCUUGAUGACCUCAUGCCAGAAAGUAAGAAAAAAAAAGAAGACGACAAAAAGAAAAAGGAGAAAGAGGAAGCUGAGCGAAUGCUGCAAGCUGGUGAAGACACUGUGCACCUUCCAUUUGAAGGGGGAAGCCUCCUGCAGAUUCCAGUGAAGGCGCUAAAGUACAGUGUUGAUCCCUCAGUUGUUAACAUAUCAGAUGAAAUGGCCAAAACUGCACAGUGGAAGGCACUGUCCAUGAACCCUGAGAAUGCCAAAGUAACCAGACCUAACCCGAGCCCUGAAAAACCUGUAAGUGUGAAAAUAAAUUUUGAAGAUGAACCAAGAAAGAAAUACCUGGAUGCUGAAACUUCAUUAUAG
Messenger RNA from Budorcas taxicolor (takin), 3741 nucleotides. RefSeq names its product solute carrier family 4 member 7 (gene SLC4A7). Bases 4 to 3741 code for a protein of 1245 amino acids. Gene Ontology annotation, molecular function: monoatomic anion transmembrane transporter activity; sodium:bicarbonate symporter activity; solute:inorganic anion antiporter activity. The transcript has 26 exons. NCBI's taxonomy places the organism in Eukaryota, Metazoa, Chordata, Mammalia, Artiodactyla, Bovidae. Gene Ontology annotation, biological process: regulation of intracellular pH; bicarbonate transport; transmembrane transport. Gene Ontology annotation, cellular component: basolateral plasma membrane; apical plasma membrane; plasma membrane. The record is from RefSeq and is a predicted model, not a curated record.